CCACCCACUCUAUAUUCAUUUAUACAAUAUCUUGUUUCCAAUAUCUAAUUCUAACCCUAUUCUUCUUAAAUCAAUUUUUUUUCUACUCGAUUUUCUUUAAACUCAAAAAUCAAAAGUGUUACUUGUUAGGUGCUUAAGGUGUAUAUGAUUCAAGUCUUUUUGAAGGAGGGAGAGACUGAAAGAGAGUAAAAUUUAUACUUAAAACCUAUCAACACAUUGAUGGAUGAUUAUUUGUCUCCUAGUUUCGAUUUCUUGCCUGAGUCUCCAUUAAUGUCUUGGGGUGAGCUUCUUUUCGAUAACGAUUUGUUUCCAAGUGAAGGAAUUAUGUUGGAUGAGAAUUUUCCUUCACCGGUCAAUGUUUGCGCUGAGGAGGAGGUAAGAGCAAAAUCAUCAGACACCAAUUUGUCUAAUGAGAAAAAGAAAGAAAUCAAAAAGGAAAAACACUACAUAGGGGUUAGGAAGCGGCCUUGGGGAAAGUAUGCAGCGGAGAUACGUGAUUCAACAAGAUAUGGAAUUAGGGUUUGGCUCGGAACAUUUAGUACUGCAGAGGAGGCUGCUUUGGCUUAUGAUCAAGCUGCAUUGGCAAUACGAGGUCACCUGGCUCGCCUCAACUUUCCAAUGGAGAGAGUCCAAAAAUCACUUCUUGACAUGAAUUGCAACUACAAUGGUGGCUGUGGCUAUGGAUGUGGCACGGGUUCCUCCCCGGCUGAAGUGUUGAAAGAGGCACACAAGAUGAGAAAGAAGUUUUCUAGACGAAGUAGAAAAAACAAGAAGGAAGAAAUUAGAAAUCAAGAUGAUGUGGUGGUGUUUGAGGACCUCGGUGCAGAUUUGCUUGAUGAACUCCUUAGAUUAACUGAGAGUGCUACUAGCUAGCUCCACUUAAUGUAGUAUAUGCAUCAUAGAAUCAUACUUUCAUUGCAACAAUUCA
This is a messenger RNA of Camellia sinensis, 928 nucleotides long. NCBI's taxonomy places the organism in Eukaryota, Viridiplantae, Streptophyta, Magnoliopsida, Ericales, Theaceae. The record is from RefSeq and is a predicted model, not a curated record.